AUGAGUACCACGAACUAUUACCCUCAUCCGAAUACCAAUGCGGACAUAUAUAGAAACAUGACAGCCGCUGAUAGGCCACCUGUUCUCGGUAAACACUUACAGUUUGUGGCAGUCAAUGAUGACAAAACUAUCGUGGGAGCAAGCAGCUUGACAGAUCGCUACUGGUCCGGAACUGUGUGGUAUUUCAACGGAGCCACGAGCUUGGACAGAAAAAAUGCUUACGCGGUCACGAGGACUGAGAGUACUAUUUGUGACGCAGCUUUUUUAGAUGAUAAAAAAUUUCUAGUCGCCGAAGACAGCGGGGUCAUCCAGGUACUUGAGGUUAUUAAGGCUUCUGAGACUUUGACUCCGGGGAUUCAGUGUACUGGCUAUGUGUGUCAGCAUGAUGACAGUAUUACUUCGUUGGCUGUCUUUGAUAACAAAACUCAUUUUGUUACUAGCUCAAUGGACUGCUGUAUAAAAGUGUGGCAAAUAUCUGAUUUAUAUGCCGAGUAUACAUAUUUAAAUGCUCAUGACAGUACGAUAACUUGCGUUGAUGUAAUGCCGAAGAAUGACUGGAUAUGUGGAUCAACUUCACUAGAUUGCGAAGCUAUUCUCUGGGAUUUAAGACAGCCCAAACCUUCAUCAUGUUUACAUAAAAAAGAAGGAAACGGUUUGACAUCAUUAGCUUGGGACAAAACAAACGAAAAUAAUGUAGCAAUAGGCUCACAAAGUGGAAGCGUCUCUUUAAUUGACAUUCGUUCACCAGAUAAUGUCAUCUGCGAGAUAGCUGUAUUUCCUCGACAAGUCCACAGACUCAGAUAUCAUCCUGAAAAAAAUAAUUGGCUUGCUGGCUGCUGUGAUGAUACGGCGGUAAAAGUGCUGGACCCAACCCAACACUUGAGCUUAAUUUACCAAGACUUCCGUCACAAAGAUUUCGUUCGUGGUCUCGCUUGGCGUAAAGAUGAAUUAUUAACUUGCUCAUGGGAUGACACAAUAUUAAAUCAUGAAAUUUCGUCUCUCGAUCAGUAA
Cotesia congregata is the source of this 1011-nucleotide messenger RNA. NCBI's taxonomy places the organism in Eukaryota, Metazoa, Arthropoda, Insecta, Hymenoptera, Braconidae. The record is from the annotation of a GenBank genome assembly.